UCUCUCUCUCUAUUAUUGUUCCAGCACGCAUCGAGGGUGGACGUGCGCCCGACCAUCGUCUGGGCUGUCUCUGUGUGGCCUACUAAGCAACAGGCUGAAAAGUGAAUUUGGUGCACUUGUGUGUGAGUGAGUGUGUUGUUCAUCGAAAAAAAACGAAAUGCAAUUUUGAAGAGUAGGCCGGCUGAGCUUGUCCGCGUCCAUUUCGAAAAAUGGGCUUGCAGAUUUUAACCGUGUAUUGAGUGUUUUCUGUUCAUACCCGCGAGAGAGUGUGUGUGUGUGCGUGUGUGCCCGGAAGCAGUUUAGUGAAAAGCUUUGAUCGAUCGCAAAACAUCCCAACAUCUCUCUAACCGCUGCCGCUCAUCUACAGUCAAACCGAGAUUGAAGGAAACAAUCGAGAGGAACAGAAGGAGGCGGCCGCCACAAACAACCCCAUCGAAGUUGGGAGAAGAGCGUCUGUGUGUGUGUGUGUAAUUCCACACCGAGUUUGAGUUGGAACUAGGAACGCAGGACGACCCUUUGGCAAAGGGACGGAAAAACGUCCAUCCAGCAAAAGCUUCAUCGCCCCGCAACAACUGACCGAACAAAACCCAACACACGCUCCCCGUUCUUAAUGUGAGUGCAGCCAUCAUGUCGCCGGCGAGACUAUCACUCCGCGAGGAGGACAUCGUGCGGUUGGCGCUGGAGUUUCUGAACAAUCGCGAGCUGCACAUCUCCCAGCUGUCGCUCGAGCGGGAAACGGGCGUCAUCAACGGCCAGUACUCGGACGAUGUGCUCUUCCUCCGGCAGCUCAUCCUGGACGGCCAGUGGGACGAUGUGGUGGAGUUCAUCCAGCCGCUCGAGGCGCUGCAAAACUUCGACAUGAAGCAGUUCAAGUACAGCAUCCUGCGCCACAAGUACAUCGAGCUGCUGUGCAUCAAGUCGGAGGCGGGCGGGCUGGCCGCCGGCCCACCGCUGAUCAACAAUGUGGAGGGUGCGGUGGAGGAGGUGGUGCAGGUGUUGGGCGAGCUGGAGAAGCUCUGCCCGUCGAAGGAGGAGUACUCGGGGCUGUGCCUGCUGCUGACGCUGCCGAAGCUGGGCGAUCACAUGCAGUACAGGGACUGGAAUCCGAGCAAGGCGCGCGUACAGUGCUUUCGGGAAAUUUUCCCCCUGGUGGAGAAGUUUCUGCCCGGCGAUAAGAAGCUCGGGUCGGCGGGGGGUAUGCUGAGCGCGAAGAACGAUCGGCUGGUGCAGCUGCUGAUCAAGGGUGUGCUGUACGAGUCGUGCGUGAACUACUGUCAGGUGAAGGCGACCGGUGCGGCCGAUUCGGCGAGUCAGAAAAUUAACUUCUCGCGCGUACUGGACGGUUCGAUAGGAUUUACGGAUUCGGACCUUUCGCUGCUGAGCUGGCUGCAGAGCAUACCGGCCGACACGUUCUCGGUGCCGUUCGAGCAGAAAACGCUGAACGUGGACGUGGAGCGGCUCGAGAAGCCGUCGCUCGAAACCUCCUGGACCGAGCACAUGCUCAUCACGCCGAUCAAGCCGAAAACGUUCCCCCACUCUGUGAUGCCAUUUACCCGGCCGCGAAGUGCCGCCGACAUCAUGACCCGCUCGCUGUUGCCUUCGCUGGACGCCGUGUCGAGCUGCUUGAAUCCGAAAGCGCCGAACGAAUCGUUUCCGAUGUCCCGUUCCAGCUUCGCCAGCUUUCAUCUGACAGGCAUUAAGCCGAGCAGCGGCAAACUGAUGACCUCCAGCGUGGACCGGUUAUUCGAGAACGGCGACGGGGGCGAAACGUACCGCAGCAGUAACUUUGCGGAGUAUCAGGGACUCCCCUCGAUUGACGAGAUCGGUUCCGCGCAGUCGAAAUCGCCCGACCUGCAGGCAGUGGCCGGCGCGGUCGUCAAAGCGUGCGACAUUCAUCAGCACAGUGCCGAGCGGGACAGUCCCAACACGACCAACUCGACUGCCAAGAGCUCCCGGCGGGACUCACUGUCCGAGAAGAUACCGACGGCGCAGCAGCAACCGAUACCGACCGGGCUACCGCACCACAGCCAGCCGCCGCACUUGUCGUCGGUACCACCGUCGUCAGCGAUCUCAACGCCGGGCAGUACGGCCGGCGGUCCCCACAGUGCCAACAGUCCGGUGCCACUACUGCCGGCAGGUGUUCCGCAGCCGCCCCCACCCAACGUGGCGGGGGUCAUAUACGAUCAGCCCAAGCCAACGCUGAAACCUGUUCACAAUCUUCCCGCGGCCAACGGCAACAACGGCUACGGUACAAUCAACGGCAACAGUGGUGGUGGCGAGCUGUACGAAAAGUUCAAGCAGCAGAAGCAGAACAAAGAGAGCGAUUACAUCAUGAACGGCAAUCCGACGAUUGUGCCACCGGCGCACAUGAACAACGCGGGAUCAUCCCCGGUGCCUCCUCCACCGUCGUCCGGCCAAACCAAUGGCAACGGGGCACCGGCCGUGAUGGGUGCUCAUCCCUCGGAAGACGUGAUAGGCGGGAACAAGGAUUAUGAGCAAUCGGACCAAAAUCGACCCCGCUUUGUCGCGGUGACGACGCUGGAAGAUGUACAGGCGGUACGGUGUGCGGAGUUCCAUCCGAACGGGCGCAUCUACGCGGUCGGCUCCAACUCGAAGACGUUCCGGAUCUGCGAAUACCCGUCGCUGUCGGAGAUUAGCAAAAGAUGUGAAACUAGCUGGGAAGACCACAGCACGUACCAGCCGACGGUGCUGUUCAAGCGCACCAAGCACCACAAAGGCUCGAUCUACUGUAUGGCGUGGUCGCCGGCCGGCGAUCUCAUUGCGACCGGCUCGAACGACAAAACCGUCAAGCUGAUGCGCUUCAACGAGUCCCAGAAGCAGCUCGAGGGCCAGGAGAUGGAGCUGACCAUGCACGACGGUACGGUGCGCGACCUGUGCUUCCUCGAGGACAGCUCGAACAAGUCCAGCCUGCUGAUCAGUGGCGGUGCGGGCGACUGCAAGAUCUACGUGACGGACUGCGAAACGUCCACCCCGUUCCAGGCGCUCAGUGGCCAUGGUGGGCAUGUGCUAUCGCUUUACAACUGGGGCGGUGUCAUGUUUGUGUCCGGUUCGCAGGAUAAAACCGUACGAUUUUGGGAUCUGCGUACGCGCGGCUGCGUCAACAUGGUUACCCCCGCCACGUCACCGGGCUCCCGGCAAGGGUCGCCGGUGGCGGCGGUUUGCGUUGACCCGUCCGGGCGGCUGCUGGUGUCGGGGCACGAGGAUAGCUCCUGCGUACUGUACGACAUACGGGGCAACCGGCCGAUCCAGUGCUUCAAACCGCAUUCCUCAGACGUUAGAUCAAUCCGAUUUUCACCCUCCGCGUACUACCUGCUGACCGCCGGUUACGACAACAAGCUCGUGCUGACCGAUCUGCAAGGUGAUCUGACGAUGCCAUUACCGUCGGUGGUCGUCGCCCAGCACACGGACAAGGUGAUAUCGGGCCGCUGGCAUCCGGUCGAUUUCUCGUUUCUCUCCACCUCGGCGGACAAGACGGCCACACUGUGGGCGCUGCCACCGAUCUAGAUCGCCAAUGAACCGUGACCGAAGUGUGUGACCGAAGGGUGUGGGGGGGGGGGGGGGGUUGAAUUGGUGAGCGCGCAGAGCCGCCCUCCCAAGCCCUCGGACCAGCCCGUGAUCGUGUUUCGUGGAGGUGUGUUACCGUCACGGACACACACCCAGACACCCCGAUUGUUAUUAUGUUAUCUGUAGAGAGAGAAUUUGUUUUGUUUAACGCUUAACGUGUUUGUUUUUGAUUUGCGCAAGUGCUGCUACCUUUACUUCUAUUUCGUGCUUGGCGUGCACACCCUCUGCAUUACACUGCACAGCUACAACAUACACUCACUCUUACACCCCUGCGAACUUGCACGCGAAUUAGUGCAACGUUUUCUGUUUUCCUUCUUAUUCUAUUUUUCAUUUAUUUGUUAUUCGCUCGUUGGAUUGAGGAUCAUCGCUUCACCCACGCGGCAAAGUCACCAGUGUACGUUUAUUGUUUUUUUUGUGUAUUAUAUUAGUAACUAGUUAGGUGGAACUGUGCUGCAAAACAAAAACCCCAUAUGGUAGUGUACCGUGCAAGUAAAAGCAAAAGACAAGGCAGCCAAGUGACAACCAAGACUAAUUUAAUAGCCCAAACCUCCUCCCUUAGGACACCCUUAUCGCCCUUAAUUUCCUUUCUCCAUUUUGUGCCUCCCUUAUUUGUCUCAGUGCACACCAUACCGCACCAAGUUGUGUGUUAAAUUUACGAUCCCCCUCCCCCCUCCUUCCCCAUCCCCAGACACAGAGUGGAGGGAAAAGCUGAAAGUACAGCUUGCUGGUAUUGUGUUUAUGUAUAAGCUAUAAGUGAACAGACAAAAAUGGCAAGAAUCUAACGUUAUUGUAGGGCAAUUUUGUAGGGACAAGCAAAAGACACAAACUCCGCAGUGGAUGAAAUGGCAGAAGUAGAGCUCAGCAAGAGGAAGGAUACAGAGGGAAGAACGAUGAAUAGUUUUGCUUCUUGCCCGGUACGUUUAAAAAAUAGGUUUCCUUGCCUAUUCGAACCCGCUUUUUCCACGGUGAUAUUACUCUCCAAGCUUCAUAGUAGCAUCACAAUCAGGUUGUAUCAUUUCUUGUUGGCAAAAAUUGCUGCUUUGGGUGGUUUUAUGGUAAACUUACUUCCUUCUUUUCUUUUAUUUAUAUUUCUAUUUACUUAAUUGGUUCGUAUUUUUAUAUGUUAAAUAUGUCUCUCCUUUUCUAUAGCUACACAAACACUGUGCUGCUGUAGUCUCUGUACUGAUUAUACUGAAGUAUUUUUGCAAGUAAACAUCAUCGAGAAAAUAAGCGUAUUGUUGUGAAGAAGUAUUAGCACCAUCAUCAAUCAUACACAAUCGGUUGUUUAUAUCUUUUUCAUCCCUUUUCUAAAAAGAAAUAUUUUUAAUUAUUCACUUUCCUUUCGUCUCAUUUCAUCACCCAAAGUAGUCUACCUACGUUCUAGAGCAAAAGCGAAUGCAAAAAAAACAGAACAAAACCCCUGUGCGUUAUUAAUCUCAAAGGCUGAAUUUAAACACACACACACACACACGAAUGAUAUUCCAAGAUGCGUUAUUAGAUAUUAUAUUACUUUGUUACGCGAACGCUCUAACACAAACACUCUAACACCACAAUCAUCAUGCGAAGGGGGGAGCACAACACAUCAUUAUCAUCGUACGCUGUAAGAGAUAUUGUCAAUGAAGUUCAAACAUUAAUCAAAAUCAUCACAUAACGGUUUUCACAACUACAAGAAGUGGAGCGAUACAAACUGGUUGGAGCAAUGGAGCAAUGGAAGCACGCGUGCUACAAACUCGUCUGACGAUGUGUGACUCGUUUUCGCUUCCUUCCCGAAAGAGGAGGGAAGAAUAGAGGGUCAGAAAAUUGGGAGUGCGUGCGCGUGUUGUUUGCGGUAAACAUUCAUGCAGAGCAGAGUUAGCGUUCGUUUGCUAAACAACGUGAGAAAAACUUGUACUAAUCAUUAGCCUGUAGGGAGGGAGAGCCGCGACCGCGGGCCGAAAUCGAAAGUGAUGCAUCUGCGAGGCGCGAAGAGAGAAGAAGACGCUUGAGAUUGAAUGAGCAGAGAAUGGCUUAACUGGCACGACAGUACAGUAACACCCCCAGAGUGCGCUUGUAUGUGUUGCGCCUCACACAAGAAGAAGGGCCAGUGAAAAACGGAACAGAAGCGGGAAGCGGCAAGAAUCAAAAUGUGUAUUUUUGGCUUUAAAAAACGGUAUUAUUAUUAUGAUUAUUGGAAGUGUAAAGAAAAGCACACACAUACACAUACACAGAUAUUAAAUCAAAACGCUACUGCAUGUAACGACACUAACGAAUUAACUUCUUCUUAUCCACCCUGCCACACACACGCGCGCGCGUGCGUUGAUUCGUUGCGGAUAUUCUGAUAUGAGAUUAAUUUAGAUGCGGAAAAGGAUGUAUGGAACUGAGUAUUGGCAAACGGUGCAGAAAGCAAAAGAAUAGAAAAGAAAAAACAACAACUCUGAUAUGGCAAUGUAAUAUUGAGGAGGGCAAAACAGAAAAAUAAAUACAACUAAAAUUUCAUCUAUAAA
Molecule: messenger RNA, 6068 nt
Organism: Anopheles coluzzii
Lineage: Eukaryota; Metazoa; Arthropoda; Insecta; Diptera; Culicidae
Product: WD repeat-containing protein 47
Exons: 12
Coding region: 628-3525 (965 amino acids)
Molecular function (GO): protein binding
Source: RefSeq, a predicted model, not a curated record